Messenger RNA from Daphnia magna, 3225 nucleotides. RefSeq names its product glutamyl aminopeptidase. Gene Ontology annotation, biological process: proteolysis; peptide catabolic process. NCBI's taxonomy places the organism in Eukaryota, Metazoa, Arthropoda, Branchiopoda, Diplostraca, Daphniidae. The transcript has 20 exons. Gene Ontology annotation, molecular function: zinc ion binding; metalloaminopeptidase activity; peptide binding. Gene Ontology annotation, cellular component: cytoplasm. The record is from RefSeq and is a predicted model, not a curated record. Bases 186 to 3020 code for a protein of 944 amino acids.
AAAGAGAGAGCAUAGUCGUUAAAUUGGGAGAAAUCUGAACGUAGAACCACAGUCGCGGUCGUGCAUGUGGAGAGUCUAGUCGACGGUCGUUCAUUUCAUUUUCUAUCAGUGGAUUACAACUACGACCUUUGGUUGCGUCGUUCACGACUUGGCUCACGUUAAAAAAGGCAAAGGCACGCGCUAAAAUGGGGUUCAAUCUUCCAUUGGUAACGCUUGCAGUAUUAUCUGGAGCUUUGGCGAUAGCUGUCAUAGUCUUAUCGGUCUCGCUGUCUGGUGCGAACAAAGAGCUAUCGUCACUGACGGGGACGACACCAAUAACCGAAACGACACCAAUCGUGGAGAGUACUACAAUGGCUGGAAGUACGACACCUCAAUUGACUGAGCCGUGGGAGUUGGACUACCGUCUUCCAAAUGACACGUUACCGCUGCAUUAUGAAAUUUACUUACAUCCUGAUCUUGUAAGCGGCACCUUCACUGGGAAAGUGGCUAUCCACCUGAAUGUUACUAAGCCUCGAGAUUUUGUCCUGAUCCACAUCAAAUACCUCACUAUUAGCUCAACAUCAGUUCAUAAAGGAAUAGAAGCUAAUGGAGAACAAAUAAGCCUUGGUGAAACUUUUGAGUAUGUCCCAAAUGAGUUUUGGGUUGUCAAGCUCCGUUCUGCAAUGCAACCAGGAUUAUACACGAUUAAUAUGGAUUUUACUGGGAGUUUGACAAAGGAUAUUGUUGGGUUUUAUAAAAGUAAUUACUACAACAGUGACACAAAUCAAACAAGAACAAUUGCAACAAGCAAAUUUGAGCCAACUUAUGCCAGAAGAGCUUUCCCUUGCUUGGAUGAGCCAAGCUACAAAUCUACAUUUGGGGUGACUCUUGUAAGGCCCAAAGGAGAUGGUUACGUGUCAUAUUCAAACAUGCCUGAAGUGUCGUUGGAAGAUGAUGUCCCGAGUGCUGGCUUAACUACAGUAAAGUUUGAAAAGAGUGUUGAAAUGGUUACCUAUUUGGCCUGCUUCAUUGUCUGUGACUUCCAAGAAAGGCUGGGCCACACUAAAAGAGGUGUGCCUAUCAGAACGAUCUCGCGUUCCAACCAAUUCAAUAGCACCGUAUAUCCGUUGGAGAUCGGAAUCAAAGCCACUGAUUACUAUGAAGAAUAUUUCGAUAUUGACUAUGUUUUGCCAAAGCAAGAUUUGAUUGCCAUUCCUGAUUUCGUGUCCGGUGCGAUGGAACAUUGGGGAUUAGUAACGUUUCGUGAAACGGCCAUGUUGUAUGAUCCUCUGGAGAGCUCUACGUCCAAUAAGAAACGAGUCGCAACUGUUGUUGCCCACGAGUUGGCUCAUCAGUGGUUCGGCAAUCUAAUGACCAUCAUCUGGUGGGACGAUCUAUGGUUGAACGAAGGAUUCGCUAGUUACAUGGAAUUCAAGGCAACCGACGCUUGUGAGACAACAUGGGAUAUGAUGACUUUCAUCCUUAGCGAUGACGUUGGCCCAGUUUUGGAUCUCGACUCGAAGUUGAGUUCACACCCAAUCGUUGUGCCAGUAAACCAUCCAGAUGAAAUUACUGAAAUUUUCGACGCAAUUUCUUACAACAAGGGUGCGGCUGUACUCAUGAUGUUGGAAAGUUUCAUGGGACCAGCAAAUUUUCAGCUGGGUAUCCAGAACUUCCUUAAAGAAUACAAAUUCAAGAAUGCGGCUACUCCCGAUCUAUGGCGCGCACUACAAGCGGUGACGCCUAAUUUAGAUAUUGCCGGAAUCAUGGAUACUUGGACACGGCAAAUGGGCUACCCUGUCUUGAGUUACACAAUUAGUGGCAACACAUUGACUGUAAAACAGUCUCGGUUCUUGUCUGAUCCCAAUAGCAAUGCAACUGUAACACCGUCGCCGUACGGGUAUAAAUGGGAUGUUCCAUUUUUCUACAUCACCGACAAGAAUCCCUCGCCGCAAUUGAAGUGGCUAUACAUGAAUAACGAUUCCGUGACAAUUGAAUUACCAAAUGACUUUACAUGGGUGAAGCUGAAUGCAGACCAAAGAGGUUUCUUCCGUGUUAAUUAUCUUCCGGAACAUUGGAACGCAUUAGCUGCCGCUCUCGGAAAGAACGUCUCUGCUAUGAAACCCAGUGAUCGAUGGGGUUUGAUUGAUGAUUCAUUCAGUUUGUCAGCAGCAGGUUCCUUGCCUUACAGCACGUCCCUGGAACUUGUUCAGUAUGUAAAGAACGACCGUCAUCCAGUUCCAUGGAGUGCAGCAUCUGGCAAGCUUUCUUAUAUUUCAAGCCUAAUAUACAUAACAAACCUUUACCCAGGAUUCAGAGAAUUUAUCAUUACUCUUGUGGAGCCGUCGUAUUCAGAAUUAGGAUGGAACGAUCAGGCCUCAUUUUUGGACCAGAAUCUGCAGACUACCAUUUUGUCGCUUGCCUGCCUUAGUGACUAUACGCCUUGCCUGGAAACUGCUGCCGAUCGACUAACCAAGUGGAUAAAUAAUCCAGACGAAUACAUUCCCCCCAACUUCCGAAACUUGGUCUAUCGCUACGGUAUUGCUCAAAUUGGUGAUGCAGCUGUAUGGAAUGCGAUGUGGGACCGCUACACCAAGGAAACAGAUCCGAAUGAGGCAAUCAAGCUGCUCUAUGGAUUGGCCUUUGCAAAGGAGCCGUGGCUUAUUCAUCAAUACCUAGAUUUGGCUAAAACAGACAAAGUUCGAUCCCAGGAUUAUUUCACUGUCUUAGAGUACAUUUCGGCUAACCCAGUUGGACUUCCCAUAGUUUGGGAUUUUGUUAGGAAUGAGUGGCAGUAUUUAGUUGACCGCUUCACUACGAACAACCGUUACCUGGGUCGAAUGGUGGGUACGGUGACGAGUAAGUUUACACAACAAAUUCGUCUCGAUGAGAUGAAAGAAUUUUUUGCCAAAUAUCCUGAUGCUGGCGCUGGCGCCCGUGCUAGGGAGCAGUCGCUUGAAACUGUACAAAAUAACAUUCAGUGGUUGAAAGUGAACAAACCCGAUUUAGAAAACUGGCUGAAGGAAAAUGGCUUUAUGUAAAGGCUAUGCAAAGUGAGCUUGAAAGAAAAUAAGUUUCAGGAUUUAUUUGUUAAAAGAAACAUCAGUUUUUAACUUGAUGUUAUGGUAAUUUGCAGUUGAAUCAUGUUCGUUAAUUCUUUUUGUCAAAGUAGGUGUGGAUGGUAUUAGCGUAUUGCUGUCGGGUGUCUAUAAUGUCGAAUAAAAGUCAUCGAAGUUGUUACAAGAA